Messenger RNA from Monoraphidium neglectum, 1389 nucleotides. RefSeq lists its product as hypothetical. The record is from RefSeq and is a predicted model, not a curated record. NCBI's taxonomy places the organism in Eukaryota, Viridiplantae, Chlorophyta, Chlorophyceae, Sphaeropleales, Selenastraceae. The transcript has a single exon. The coding region runs from base 1 to 1389 and encodes 462 amino acids.
AUGGCCUUCCACGAUCUUCUCUUCAGUGGCUUUGGCCACUACACCGCCGGCAACCCCUGCUUUGACGAGCACGCUGCCCUGUGCACCCCCAUCACUCCUGCGGAGCCCAGCAGCACCGCAUUGUUUGCCUCUGACAGCGAUCGCCUUGAUGCUGAGGGCGCAGUGUACCCCACAGACCUGUUUGGGGCCAGCAGCAACACCGCCGCGCACGUCGCCAUGGGCUCGCUGCCGCUGCCCAGGUCGUCCUCGUCCGCCGCACCCUCUCAGCAGGUGCCCUCCUGCGGCGUCGCCGACACGCCCGGCGGCCCCAGCGGCGGCGACGACUUCCAGAGCGAGGAGGACCUGGCCUACUUCAACGAGCGCCACCGCGCGUGGCUGCUGAACGCCGGCUUCAGCGACGACGAGCUGUGCUACGAUGGCCGCGGCCUGCUGCUGGGGCCGGCCGCGACUGCGUGCGGGGUCGUGGAUGAGCAGGACGCCAUCAGUGCGGAGGCUGGUGUGUACGACGAGGAGUUUUCUGCCGACAUCGACGCCGCGUUCAAGGCAGAGUUUGCCAGCCACACGUCAGCCGCCCUCGCGCCCAGCCCGCAGCCUUUCACCUUUGCGCUGCCGCCCUGCAACAGCCUGCAGCUGCUCCUUGAGCCCAACGGAUUCUUGUCUGACUUCCUGGGCUGCAGCCUUGACCUGGAGCUCUCUACAUCGGCAUUUGUGGUGGUGGCAGACGAGCAGGCGACCAUCAGCGCCGCCCCGGGUGUCGCUCCCAGCUACACCUGCCCCUAUGCACCGUCUGCUGACUUUGCCUUUGCCAGCACCUCCGCCGCGUCUGCCUGCUUCAUUCGCGAUGACAUCUUCGCCGCCGCUAGCCGCAGCCGUGACAGCGGCGCUGGCAGUGGCAGCGACUCCGGCAUCAGCAUCAGCAGCGACAGCUUCAGCACCAGCAGCAGUGACACCAGCAACAGCGGCAGCAGCAGCAGUGACACCAGCGACAGCGGCCGCAGCGGCAGGAGCAGCGACACUAGCGACAGUGGCGGCAGUAGCGGUAGGGGCAGCGGCGGCGGCAGCGGCAGCGGCAGCGGCAGCGGCAGCGGCGGGGGCGGCGGCAGCGGCGGGGGCUGCGGCAGCGGUGGCGGCAGCGGCGGUGGCAGCGGCGGCAGCGGCAGCAGCGGCGGCAGCGGCUGCAGCGGCGGCAGCGCAGCGACCGCUGGCUCGCCUUCCUGCGGUGGCAUGUCUGUCGUGGCCCCCAUCGCAGCGUGCAGCCAGGCCAGCUGCGGCGUGCUGGAGCCCAUUGCGGCGCGGACGCGCCGCAGGCUGCGUGUGCGCACUGCAGCGGCGCAGCCCGUCUCAGCGCGGACGCGGUCUAAGGGCAGGACGGCCAGUGCUGCGGCGUGA